This is a messenger RNA of Enhydra lutris kenyoni (northern sea otter), 2832 nucleotides long. RefSeq names its product glutamate receptor ionotropic, NMDA 1. The transcript has 21 exons. Gene Ontology annotation, cellular component: neuron projection; synapse; plasma membrane. The record is from RefSeq and is a predicted model, not a curated record. Gene Ontology annotation, molecular function: NMDA glutamate receptor activity. Lineage: Eukaryota; Metazoa; Chordata; Mammalia; Carnivora; Mustelidae. Bases 1 to 2832 code for a protein of 943 amino acids. Gene Ontology annotation, biological process: chemical synaptic transmission; ionotropic glutamate receptor signaling pathway; monoatomic ion transport.
AUGAGCACCAUGCGUCUGCUGACACUCGCCCUGCUUUUCUCCUGCUCCUUCGCCCGCGCCGCCUGCGACCCCAAGAUCGUCAACAUUGGAGCUGUGCUGAGCACGCGGAAGCACGAGCAGAUGUUCCGUGAGGCCGUGAACCAGGCCAACAAGCGGCAUGGCUCCUGGAAGAUCCAACUCAAUGCCACCUCUGUCACCCACAAGCCCAACGCCAUCCAGAUGGCCCUGUCGGUGUGCGAGGACCUCAUCUCCAGCCAGGUCUACGCCAUCCUAGUUAGCCACCCACCUACCCCCAACGACCACUUCACUCCCACCCCCGUCUCCUACACAGCCGGCUUCUACCGCAUCCCCGUCCUGGGGCUGACCACCCGUAUGUCCAUCUACUCAGACAAGAGCAUCCACCUGAGCUUUCUCCGCACCGUGCCGCCCUACUCCCACCAGUCCAGCGUGUGGUUCGAGAUGAUGCGCGUGUACAGCUGGAACCACGUCAUCCUCCUGGUCAGCGACGACCACGAGGGCAGGGCCGCGCAGAAGCGCCUGGAGACGCUGCUGGAGGAGCGCGAGUCCAAGAGUAAAAAAAGGAACUAUGAAAACCUCGACCAACUGUCCUAUGACAACAAGCGCGGACCCAAGGCAGAGAAGGUGCUGCAGUUCGACCCGGGGACCAAGAACGUGACGGCCCUGCUGAUGGAGGCACGGGAGCUGGAGGCCCGGGUCAUCAUCCUCUCCGCCAGCGAGGACGAUGCUGCCACCGUGUACCGCGCAGCCGCGAUGCUGAACAUGACAGGCUCGGGGUACGUGUGGCUGGUGGGGGAGCGCGAGAUCUCAGGGAACGCUCUGCGCUACGCCCCGGACGGCAUCAUCGGACUGCAGCUCAUCAAUGGCAAGAACGAGUCCGCGCACAUUAGCGACGCCGUGGGCGUGGUGGCCCAGGCAGUGCACGACCUGCUGGAGAAGGAGAACAUCACCGACCCGCCCCGCGGCUGCGUGGGCAACACCAACAUCUGGAAGACCGGGCCGCUCUUCAAGAGAGUGCUGAUGUCUUCCAAGUAUGCUGACGGGGUGACCGGCCGAGUGGAGUUCAACGAGGACGGGGACCGGAAGUUCGCUAACUACAGCAUCAUGAACCUGCAGAACCGCAAGCUGGUGCAAGUGGGCGUCUACAACGGCACCCAUGUCAUCCCCAACGACAGGAAGAUCAUCUGGCCGGGUGGAGAGACAGAGAAGCCCCGAGGGUACCAGAUGUCCACCAGGUUGAAGAUUGUGACGAUCCACCAGGAGCCUUUCGUGUACGUCAAGCCCACGCUGAGCGAUGGCACAUGCAAGGAGGAGUUCACCGUCAAUGGGGACCCGGUCAAGAAAGUGAUCUGCACCGGGCCCAACGACACGUCGCCCGGCAGCCCUCGCCACACUGUGCCUCAGUGCUGCUACGGCUUCUGCAUCGAUCUGCUCAUCAAGCUGGCGCGGACCAUGAACUUCACCUACGAGGUGCACCUGGUGGCUGACGGCAAGUUCGGCACGCAAGAGCGGGUGAACAACAGUAAUAAGAAGGAGUGGAAUGGGAUGAUGGGCGAGCUGCUCAGCGGGCAGGCGGACAUGAUCGUGGCGCCGCUGACCAUCAACAACGAGCGUGCACAGUACAUCGAGUUCUCCAAGCCCUUCAAGUACCAGGGCCUGACCAUUCUGGUGAAGAAGGAGAUCCCCCGCAGCACGCUGGACUCGUUCAUGCAGCCCUUUCAGAGCACGCUGUGGCUGCUGGUGGGGUUGUCGGUGCACGUGGUGGCCGUGAUGCUGUACCUGCUGGACCGCUUCAGCCCCUUUGGCCGGUUCAAGGUGAAUAGUGAAGAGGAGGAGGAAGACGCGCUGACCCUGUCUUCGGCCAUGUGGUUCUCCUGGGGCGUUCUGCUCAACUCGGGUAUUGGGGAAGGCGCCCCACGAAGCUUCUCAGCGCGCAUCCUGGGCAUGGUGUGGGCCGGCUUUGCCAUGAUCAUCGUGGCCUCCUACACCGCCAACCUGGCGGCCUUCCUGGUGCUGGACCGGCCAGAGGAGCGCAUCACGGGCAUCAACGACCCACGGCUGAGGAACCCGUCGGACAAGUUCAUCUACGCCACCGUGAAGCAGAGCUCGGUGGACAUCUACUUCCGGAGGCAGGUGGAGCUGAGCACCAUGUACCGGCACAUGGAGAAGCACAACUACGAGAGCGCGGCGGAGGCCAUCCAGGCUGUGCGGGACAACAAGCUUCAUGCCUUCAUCUGGGACUCGGCGGUGCUGGAGUUCGAGGCCUCACAGAAGUGCGACCUAGUGACCACUGGCGAGCUGUUCUUCCGCUCGGGCUUUGGCAUUGGCAUGCGCAAGGACAGCCCCUGGAAGCAGAACGUCUCCCUGUCCAUCCUCAAGUCCCACGAGAACGGCUUCAUGGAGGAUCUGGACAAGACGUGGGUGCGGUACCAGGAGUGUGACUCUCGCAGCAAUGCCCCUGCCACCCUCACCUUUGAGAACAUGGCAGGGGUCUUCAUGCUGGUGGCUGGGGGCAUCGUGGCUGGGAUCUUUCUGAUCUUCAUUGAGAUCGCCUACAAGCGACACAAGGAUGCUCGCCGGAAGCAGAUGCAGCUGGCCUUUGCAGCCGUGAACGUGUGGAGGAAGAACCUGCAGGAUAGAAAGAGUGGUAGAGCAGAGCCCGACCCUAAAAAGAAAGCCACAUUUAGGGCUAUCACCUCCACCCUGGCUUCCAGCUUCAAGAGACGUAGGUCCUCCAAAGACACGCAGUACCAUCCCACUGAUAUCACGGGCACGCUCAACCUCUCAGAUCCCUCGGUCAGCACCGUGGUGUGA